Molecule: messenger RNA, 868 nt
Organism: Ixodes scapularis (black-legged tick)
Lineage: Eukaryota; Metazoa; Arthropoda; Arachnida; Ixodida; Ixodidae
Exons: 2
Coding region: 32-577 (181 amino acids)
Source: RefSeq, a predicted model, not a curated record
GGUGCUGCCGGCGAGCGACCGCAGGGUGUUUAUGCGGCGCCGCAUUCUCUGGAUAACGCUCGCCACCGCUGGCCCCCACGUCAGCCUCCUGUCGAGGACGAGGCCCAGGUCGACUCCGCUGAAAAACAGCUACAGCCCCGCUGAUCUACUUAUGGGUCGACGUUUACGAACCAAGCUCCCUAUUGUUCCCGAGAUGCUCAUGCCUCACAUGCCAGACAUGAGAAAACUUCGCGACUUUGAAGAACUAUACCGAGAAAACCAGAAGAAAGACUUCAAUCGACGGCAUGGCGUACGCACACUGCCUGAAGUCCUAAAUGGAGAUGAAGUUUGGAUCACUGACAUCAAGCAGAAAGGUACAGUGCAGAGACCAGCAGAGGAACCCAGGUCUUACUUCUUAGACACUGACAACGGGGUUGUGCGACGUAACCGAAUUCAUCUUGUCCCUUUUCCUGCAAAUGUCCGGGAGGCGGAAGUCGUUGACAGCGAAGAUGCUCAAGAGGCACGUACAGAAUGUGAAGGCAAUCUUCAUUCACACACGAGAAGUGGCCGAUGCGUCAAGGCUCCCCAAAGACUUUGACUCUUCUGUAUGGGGGAGAUGUUGGAUAGCGCUGCGCUGAGCAGCCGAGCAGAUAGAGCUCGUGCGCAUGAACCCGUGCCUUGCGCCCGUGGCUAGAACGUACCCGGCUCUGAGCCGAUCGCCAUAUUAAACCCCUUGUUCUGCCUUUCUAUCGUGUCACCGUUCCCUGGCGCAACUUGCAACACGACAUGCAACAAACUCCAUACCCCUCCUGCUGUGCCCGUGGGAUAUCAACUUACCUUGCUGAGGCAGCCUCAUUUUGUCACCGCGAGUAAAGCCUAGCUCCCCUUG